AUGAGCCGCAAUGAGAACGACAUAUACCCUCUGUGCCCAACUUAUUUUAAGGUAUACUUCGGCUCCGAGUCCUGGACAACGAAACCCCAGGAUAUCAGUGAACCAGGAUACAAUUACACGUCCACGAAUAAGUUCCGGCACAAAGACAGCCUUGGGCGGGUGUGGACAGGUCCUGAAGACGAUCGAUACCUUAGCGCGACGGAUGGGCGACUCGCACCACUGGUUGUACAAGCGACCAAAGAUACAUUUGACGGGCCUGCCAACUCUACCUGGGUGCGAACAGACCUAGUGGAGUGUACACCGGGUAUACUUCAAAUUGUCUACUCACUCCUGGGCCCUCAACUUCGAAAUGGCUCGGCUAUGUCGAUUGUGGGGGCUGGCUUAGCAUGGAUUCCGUCUUGUUUGGCCAUUUCUCUUCUGUCAGUCCCAGGUCAAAAAGAGCACGGGAUAUCACAGCGACUUCUUCGCCCAAGGCGGCUUGUCUUGCGUCAGGACAAAUUUGAAGGGGUGCCAAACCCUGUGGAUGUCGAAAAAUGGGAGUCGAACCAUGAGACCUUGGACUAUAUUUUCAUAUGCUACAGCACAAAGCAGUUCAAGCAUCGAAUGACCCAGAAAUACGAUGAGGAAAAUGGCAUUUCCAUAGAGGAGAUGAAUGAACACAAUCGCAUGGCCGAUGAAGACAUAGGUGAGCUACAUCAUAUUGGCGAGGAUGCUGCGCGAAAGGCUGGAGUUGCUGCAUACUGGCUCGCAGGUAGCUGCAUGGAAUCCGAAGAGGGAAAUUCACCUUCCGACGACAGAUAUUCCAAAGACGUUUACCGAAUUAGUGAUAUUGUCCGGGGUGCUCACUCUCUCGUCGUUGCUAUCGGGCCUUCUCGAGAGCCAUCUUCCGAGCCAAGCCUAAAUGAGAGAGAAAUGCUCCGCCAGCUAGGAGAGAGAAUGUGGACAUUCCCGGAAGUCCUCCUAAGUCCUACAAAUCAACCCAUCACUCUCUAUGCGCGGCACACCGGUACUAUGCGAAAUCUCUCUAAGCGUGACUUUACGAAUGAGGCUUGGGGUGACACCCUUACAUCGAGACAACUUGUUGAUCACUACGAGGGAACGAUCAUAUUAAGUCCCCUAGAGCUGGUUUCUCUUGCCUUGCAAUGCUUUCCAAAUCGUAUGACCACAACAUACUGCAAGGGCGAUCUCUCAUAUGCCUUGAUGGGUUUGUUGCGACGACGCCCAGAUAUUAGUAAGGAAGACUCAUCUUUCGAGGCCUUCUGUCGGCUUUCCUUGGCCAAUGACAGUGAUCAGUUGAUUGAACGACUUAUAUGCAUGUUCCCCAAGCAGAAUAAGGAGAAAGACAUCGAGCGGCCUUGGCAUGAAAUUGACGACACCUGGGAUAGUAACCUCUGGGAUAUUAGGCCUCACUGCCAGGUCGUUGGCUUGGGAGGAGAUGACACAAUAAUUUUGAGUGGUGCCAUGGGGGCCCCGAUUCAUUGGAAAUCAUUUGAGCCUGUCAAUAUUUUGAUGCGCAACACUUUGAAGCGGCAGGUAGCUAGGUUAUGUUUCCGCAGCUCUCCUGUGUGGCUUGUUUCUGGGAUAUCUUUACUUGCAGGGAGUCGGGCUAAUGGACGACACAUAGAGCCCCUGUGGAUAGCUGGAUUGGUCAUUAUGGGCAUAUAUCUCAUUGUCAUGCUAGCGUCCCCAUAUCUUCUCUACUCUCUCUAUUCUGGCAAGAAUUGGGCAGCACAGCCAUGGAUAUUCGGAUUUGAGGGCUACAUGAAGAUUACUGAUAUUGAAAGACUGAUCUUUGGCAUCGAUCUUGGCCGAUUGAGAUGGAGUCCGUUUUCAAGUGACCUCUCGAUACACGACGAAAAUCAGUUUCAUGAAUGUGAAGGAAAGGACCCGACAAUCGAAAAUCCCACCAUCAAGGAGUUUGUCUCGGCCGCUGGAAAGUCCAAGUUUGGGGACCUCAAGCUUUUUACUUUGGUUGACACGAAUACUAUGACUGUCACCCUAUUUCGUGCAGUCCGUCCACCCGUAGCGAUGUUGCUAUGUGGCAGUGAGGGUGGAAUGGAGCGGGCACUUCUCUGUUCUUACGAUUGGAAGACCCAGACGCUUUGCCGUGAAACUGUUCUGCGGGUUCAAACCGUGGUCUUGGAGCAAAUUUCGCGCGUGGAUCGAUUUCGGCUGGCAUUGAAAAGACCCAAGGGCGAGACGGCUCGUAAGAAUGCCUCUAGGUAG
Molecule: messenger RNA, 2226 nt
Organism: Penicillium waksmanii
Lineage: Eukaryota; Fungi; Ascomycota; Eurotiomycetes; Eurotiales; Aspergillaceae
Exons: 3
Coding region: 1-2226 (741 amino acids)
Source: RefSeq, a predicted model, not a curated record